AUGAAAUAGAAGAGUCUCUUUACUUUCGGUGGGUUGAAGUUGGAGAGAGUAGCGAUCUUUGAUGAUUGUGUCGAUAAGCCGAAGAACUGAAGAGAUUGUAAAAAAUAAUCUAUGAAAACAAAGCAAUUGCACUGUGAUGUGAUUGCGGACGAAAAGUUGAAAAUGCCGCGACUUUAAUGGUAAUCUGCGUUCCAGAUCUUCUGAUUUCUUGAGACACAAAGAGAGAUAGAGCCGCAGACAGAUUCAAAUCCUGUGUUUCACAAAUCUUGUAAGCUGCUGUCACGUUUGCCCUUUGCACAAUUGGGUUUCGAUUACCACCGACGCGCAUGAGAGAUGGCAAGGUCGUCAUCAAAACACGCAUCACUGAAGUUGGUGCUGAUAUGCUUGGCGCUUCUUGGAUUUGCUCUCAUGGCCGACUUUAUGUGGGCUUUCUCCUCACGCUUUUCUUAUUCGUUAUCUAUUGCAUCCAAUUGGGCUCCUCCUUAUCACUCCGACAGCAGCAUAGCGGUGCCCAGAAAGUCAGACGAUGGAAAUCUCAGGAAGGGAGAGACUGCAAAAGGUAGUAAAGAUGCUAAUCCUGGGAGAACACUGUCAGCAACUUUUGCUGAUCUGCCGGCCCCAGAGCUAACGUGGAAAAAGAUGGCAACUGCUCCUGUGCCUCGCUUGGAUGGUGCUGCAAUACAGAUCAGAAAUCUUCUAUACGUAUUUGCUGGUUAUGGCACCAUUGAUUAUGUACAUUCACAUGUUGAUGUGUAUAAUUUUACUGAUAAUACAUGGGGAGGAAGAUUUGACAUGCCAAAGGAAAUGGCACAUUCACAUUUGGGAAUGGUGACCGAUGGAAGGUACAUUUAUGUAGUCACAGGGCAAUAUGGUCCACAGUGCAGGGGGCCUACCGCUCAUACGUUUGUGCUUGAUACUGAGACAAAAAAAUGGCGGGAUAUGCCCCCAUUACCAGUCCCUAGGUAUGCACCAGCAACUCAACUUUGGAGAGGUAGACUUCAUGUGAUGGGUGGUAGCAAAGAAAACCGGCAUACACCUGGUUUGGAGCAUUGGAGUCUUGCCGUGAAGGAUGGGAAAGUCUUAGAAAAGGAAUGGAAAAAUGAGAUACCUAUUCCUCGAGGAGGACCUCAUAGGGCAUGUGUUGUUGUUGAUGAUCGACUUUACGUUAUUGGAGGUCAAGAAGGUGAUUUUAUGGCAAAACCUGGAUCCCCCAUUUUCAAAUGCUCUCGCAGGAAUGAGGUGGUUUACAGUGAUGUUUAUAUGCUGGAUGAUGAUAUGAAAUGGAAAGUGCUGCCAUCAAUGCCAAAACCAGAUUCCCAUAUUGAAUUUGCUUGGGUGGUGGUUAACAAUUCAAUUGUUAUUGUUGGCGGCACAACAGAUAAGCAUCCUCAAACCAAGAAGAUGGUUCUCAAUGGAGAAAUAUUCCAAUUUAGCUUGGGUUUGCAGCAAUGGUCAGUCAUAGGGAAGCUUCCAUUCCGUGUGAAAACCACAUUGGUUGGAUAUUGGGAUGGAUGGCUGUACUUCACAUCUGGACAACGAGAUAAAGGACCGGACGAUCCAUCGCCAAAGAAGGUGAUUGGUGAAAUGUGGAGAACAAAAUUAAAGCUGAUCUUAUGAUGACCUUUUCAAAUAGUAUCACAUUUUUUUUUGUCAACACGAGCUUAGCUCAAAGGUCAUGAGUUCGAAAAAUAGUAUCACAUUUUUUCCAGACCAUUUCCGCAGCUUCGUUCUAGCUGUGUGUUUCUUGUAAAGCGUAGAGGUUGCUUGAGAAGCGUAGAGGUUGCUUGAGAAGAGAAGAAAGUUGCCAGUUCCCUCGUACUGUUAGAUGACUAAAUAUUUUAUUGCUCCUGCCUCCUGCCUGUCCUGCCUGUAUACAGAAAUAGAAACACAAACACUGUAGUUGUACAACUUCCAUUUAGAUGGGAAUAUGUCCCUUCUUUUAUUUAUAUUCUUUUAUAGAAUAACACUCUAUUACUUUGAAUGGGAAGAUGAUGUUAUUAUUA
Molecule: messenger RNA, 2003 nt
Organism: Momordica charantia (bitter melon)
Lineage: Eukaryota; Viridiplantae; Streptophyta; Magnoliopsida; Cucurbitales; Cucurbitaceae
Product: kelch repeat-containing protein At3g27220
Molecular function (GO): protein binding
Source: RefSeq, a predicted model, not a curated record